AUGAUGGGAAAGAUAUACUCACGAGCACAGAAAGUCCUAGUCUGGCUCGGUCGGUCAACUCCACUCAUCGCCGAACUUCUCCAUGACAUGCACAGCCUGAAGAUUGACGAAAAUCUCAAAUUGGUUUGGAAGGCAAUUGAUGAUCAUGAGUGGGAGCAUAAGCGAUUAGGCCUGGAAGAGCUAUGCAAAAUCGAGUAUUGGGAGCGACUCUGGGUCGUGCAGGAGUACCUACUGGCAAAAGGUGUGGAUAUGUGGUGCGGCACGGAUUCAGUCGAUCCACAAAAGAUUAAAUGGCUGGUGUAUGUGGUAUUCAAGACUCCUCAUCUCGCAGAGAGUUGCACCAUGCAACUAUUGCAGGGAAGAAAAGUGCGAAACGUACGUGCCGAACAGCUCUCCCUCAAACGACACCUCGACGAAUUCGGUAUAAAAAUGAAGUGCGCUGAUGUGCGAGAUCGCGCGUACGGACUUCUCGCUCUGAUCAACGAGAAAGAGCGUGAGAAACUCAACAUUAGGCCAAAUUAUACACUCUCUCCAUUGGACCUGCUUCGGGAACUGAUGUAUGCAUUGAGCCAUUCAGGAUCUUAUAGUCCAGAUGAGCUCUUGGGCUACGUUGACACACUGCGUCUAGCGCUAGGCUUAACCUCGAUUCCAGAGGAUCCCAUAUGGUCGGUCCUGAGAGAUCAGCUUCUUUACAUCAAGUGGGUCGUUCGGAGAAAUCAAUCCACCUGA
Molecule: messenger RNA, 729 nt
Organism: Alternaria arborescens
Lineage: Eukaryota; Fungi; Ascomycota; Dothideomycetes; Pleosporales; Pleosporaceae
Exons: 1
Coding region: 1-729 (242 amino acids)
Source: RefSeq, a predicted model, not a curated record